Psammomys obesus (fat sand rat) is the source of this 2519-nucleotide messenger RNA. RefSeq names its product phosphoribosylaminoimidazole carboxylase and phosphoribosylaminoimidazolesuccinocarboxamide synthase (gene Paics). The coding region runs from base 152 to 1429 and encodes 425 amino acids. Gene Ontology annotation, molecular function: phosphoribosylaminoimidazolesuccinocarboxamide synthase activity. Lineage: Eukaryota; Metazoa; Chordata; Mammalia; Rodentia; Muridae. Gene Ontology annotation, biological process: 'de novo' IMP biosynthetic process. The transcript has 10 exons. The record is from RefSeq and is a predicted model, not a curated record.
GUAAGUGGUGAGAGUGGCGCAGCAAUCGUGUUUAUUCCUCGGGAGGUUUGAGUCGUGCGUGCUCCUGUUCGCACGCCUUCCCCCGGCCGCCGGGACUUGAGCGCUUCCUCUCUUUUCCCGCGCGGUCUGCACCUCUAGUCCUCUUAGGAGAAUGGCCACAGCUGAGGUACUGAACAUCGGGAGAAAGCUCUAUGAGGGUAAAACAAAAGAAGUGUAUGAGUUGUUAGAUAACCCAGGAAGAGUCCUCCUGCAGUCCAAGGACCAGAUUACAGCAGGAAAUGCAGCUAGAAAGAAUCACCUGGAAGGCAAAGCUGCAAUCUCGAAUAAGAUCACCAGCUGUAUUUUUCAGUUGUUACAGGAAGCCGGUAUCAAAACUGCUUUUACCAGGAAAUUUGGAGAGACUGCUUUCAUUGCACCCCAAUGUGAAAUGAUUCCAAUUGAAUGGGUAUGCCGAAGAAUAGCAACUGGAUCUUUUCUCAAAAGGAACCCUGGUGUACAGGAGGGGUAUAAGUUUAACCCACCAAAAGUGGAGAUGUUCUUCAAGGAUGAUGCCAAUAAUGAUCCUCAGUGGUCUGAGCAGCAACUCCUUGCUGCAAAAUUUUGUUUUGCUGGGCUUGUUAUAGGCCAGACUGAAGUUGACAUCAUGAGUCAUGCCACACAAGCUAUUUUUGAAAUCCUGGAGAAGUCCUGGCUGCCCCAGAACUGUACACUGGUGGAUAUGAAGAUUGAAUUUGGUGUUGAUGUAACCACCAAAGAGAUUGUUCUUGCUGAUGUUAUCGAUAAUGACUCCUGGAGACUGUGGCCAUCAGGAGAUCGAAGCCAGCAGAAAGAUAAACAGUCUUAUCGUGACCUCAAAGAAGUAACGCCAGAAGGACUCCAGAUGGUAAAAAAAAACUUUGAGUGGGUCGCAGACCGAGUGGAGCUGCUUCUGAAGUCAGACAGUCAGUGCAGAGUUGUAGUGUUGAUGGGUUCAACUUCUGACCUUGGUCACUGUGAGAAAAUUAAGAAGGCUUGUGGAAAUUUCGGGAUUCCAUGUGAACUGCGAGUAACAUCUGCCCAUAAAGGACCAGAUGAGACUUUGAGAAUUAAAGCAGAGUAUGAAGGGGAUGGCAUACCUACUGUAUUUGUCGCAGUGGCAGGCAGAAGCAAUGGUCUGGGCCCAGUGCUGUCUGGUAAUACUGCAUAUCCAGUUAUCAGCUGUCCCCCCAUAACACCAGAUUGGGGUGCUCAGGAUGUGUGGUCAUCUCUUCGACUGCCCAGUGGUCUCGGCUGUUCAACUAUACUUUCUCCAGAAGGAUCAGCCCAGUUUGCUGCUCAGAUAUUUGGGUUAAACAACCAUUUGGUAUGGGCCAAACUUCGAGCAAGCAUAUUGAACACUUGGAUAUCCUUAAAGCAAGCUGACAAGAAAAUCAGAGAAUGCAAUUUGUAAAAAAACAAAAACAAAAAAAGGCUAUUUAGAUUUUAAGAGAAAAGUUACAUAAUCUUAGUUCAGAUUUUAAAAAAAAUCAAGCAAAAUGAUUUUACAUUAGAAAAGAAUUUAAUUUGCUAGUAAACAAAUGGUUUAUGGGUUGACAAAUUAUCGGUGAAUCUUUUUUAUUAAUAUUUUCAGCUCUACAUAGUGAUGUGUCCCUGUAACCUCAGCACUCCAGAGGCUGAGGCAGCAGAAUCACUAAGUUGAACUAUGUAUUGAGACCCUGUGUUGAAAGACAAAAUGUAGUUAGUCAAAUUGGCAUGACACUGCUAAAUUACAUCUCCUGCUCUGUGUGGUCAGUGUUGGGUAUGUACAGAAUUAUGUGUCUGAAGCAGUGUCUGGUUUAAGAACCAGUAGGGCUCUCUUACAGAGGACCUGAGCUUGGUGCUUAGCAUCCAGUGGAGUGCCUCACAUAGUCACCUUAAACUAGCAAGUUCCAGGCCAUGUGCCUGUAUGGCUUCCUUAUGCAGCUGCUCUAAUACUAUUACCACCCCCUCCUAACAUGUGCACAAAUAAUUUAAAAUAAUAAACUUUUAAAAGAGUAUUUCUAAUUGUAAUAGUAGUUUUUUAUAAAUCAGUACUUACUGGUCUAUAGUUCAUGUGUUGAAAAUUAAAAUGCUUGUGUAUGGUAAUAAUGAUAUAUUCUCACUGAAUGGACUGCAUUCUGAGUCAUUAUCUAAGAAAGUGCUCUGCUACAUGAAUCUCCAGCUAAAGACUGUUUAUGCUUUGGCGGGGGGGGGGGGUGUUUUUACAAUGGUAAGGAAACCCUAGUGCUUUGUACAUGCUGGGCAAGUAACUACCUCUGAGUUACACCUUGAACUCUGGGUUUUUGUUUGUGUGUGUGUGUGUGUGUGUUUGGUUUUGUUUUUCUUGUUUUGUUUUUAAAGAAAUAGAGAUUAUGGGUAGAAGAAACACAUAAGAUGAAAGAGGAGAUGGAAAGACCUCUUUCCUGAGGUCAUCGUGUAUUGGGGCCAUUCUACAUGGAAAAAAAGCAGUCAACUUGCCAUUCCAGUAAAAGAUCCUAUAAAUACUGUUUGUUUAACUAGUA